This is a messenger RNA of Plodia interpunctella (Indianmeal moth), 2769 nucleotides long. RefSeq lists its product as uncharacterized. The record is from RefSeq and is a predicted model, not a curated record. NCBI's taxonomy places the organism in Eukaryota, Metazoa, Arthropoda, Insecta, Lepidoptera, Pyralidae. The transcript has 2 exons. The coding region runs from base 733 to 2253 and encodes 506 amino acids.
GAAGGUACUUCUAGUGAAGCCGGUAUAUAAGCAUCAUCUCUUUGCAUUUAUGUUAAAUUUAACUGUGAAAAUUGAAGUGAAGACAUUGUGUGGUGAAAUUGUAUUUUUUUUUAAUUCAAUAAAUAAUUGUUCAGUUUUCAAGAAAGUGAAAUUUUCUGUAACAACGUCACAACACUGGCAUGUCGUUAAAACAGAGUUUGGUGCAAUGCUUGGAAGAAAUAAAAACUCUUAACCUCGUCCACGACGUCCGAACGCGACCGAGCAAGGGGAAGGCCGAGAGGGCGCUCAACCUCAUAUACCAGACCGGAUUGAAACAAACAACCUUUACGGAAGACGAAAAGAAAAACAUCGGGGCACUCUUAGCUAAAUCCAUUAAGGCCAUUCAGGUGAACAUCGAAAGCACCGCCAACGUCGACCGCACUCGCCUCGAGAAUGCUGUGUUGAUGAAAAGAUCAGCUAUUCAGUUCCUGCUUGAUAAUUACGGCAGCUUCCCCGUAGGAAACUCCACUCUCAAAAACGAGCUACAGAAAGCCAACAUCUCCGAGAGCAUUGAGAUACUUAACGACAUCAUCGACAAGUGGCACAACUUGACAGAUUCAGACGAGGGAUCCAGCGACAGAGAAGCAGCGGGCGCGACAGUAGUCCUGCGGACGCACACUUGGUGGACCGUGUGAAGUCCAAAGCAUUUAAGAAAAUUACCUGAAUAUAAAGUUAAUAUACAUACAUAUAAAAAUGAAUUUUCUAUCUAAUGUACUCGACUCUAUUCCCGUUGUGGGUCACGUAAAAGGAGUUGUGCACUAUGCAGUUGGAGAUACAGAAGGAGGCAAUAAAGCCAUGUACCAAUCCACGAGAACAACCGCCGUAUUGGCGGGCGGCGCCGCCGGCUGCGUCGCCGGCCCCGCCGGCGCCGUCGCCGGGGCUAUGUCCGCAGGCUUAGCUACUGACGCCGUCGCAUCUAUAGCUAUGGAUAAGCCUCAAGGAAUUGUUGAAGGCUGUGAAAACAUCGGCAGAGACAUAGCAACUGGCAAUAAUCCGACCAGGUCUAUACUAACUACCACUCUUCAAGUUGGCCUAGAUGGAGUAGGCGGUUUAGGAAUGGGUGGAGUUUCCAGUGCAGCCAGUAACAUAUCUGAGAAAGCAGUAGCUAAAACUGUGGAAACUAUUGGAAAAAGGGAAAUGGCGAAAGUUGUUACCCAAAAAGUGUCUGAAAAAGCUGUGAAGAAAGCUAUAGAAAAGGCUGUUGUUCAAGCGGAGGUGGCAUGUGUGACUGCCCAUAUAGGAUUAAAGGCUUCGAAAAGAACAGAGGAGGAGGAAAAACAAAAAAGAGAUGAACAGCGUGCCAGAGAACGUAAGGAAAGAGAAAGGCAAUCUGGUGGAGGCUCACAACAAGGUCCCAUUCAAGGAUCGGGCUCCGGAUCCCAACCACCAAGGAAAAACCAAAACAAUAAUAAUAAUAAAAACACACCUGUUAUCUCUGAUGCUUUUAUGAAAUUAUUGAAAAAACUCUUAAAACAGAUCUACGGCAAUGAGAGUGAAGAGAUCUCUGCAAUUUUUGAAAAUCUCAAUGAAGGUCAGAUUGUAUAUUUGAAUGGUAUAAUUCAAGUCACAACUAAUACCGGUAUGUUAGAAGAAGUUGUCGAAUUGGUGAUAAGAACGUUUAGGGAACACAUGCCUAGAAGUAUUUCAUUUGAAAAUUUCCUAAGUCUAUUAGAGUUUUCUCGAGCAUAUCUUUUGAACGAAAUAGACUCUAGACAAACCGAGUCGACACAGUAUAAGCAGGGGACCGCGAGAGAGCGCCGCGCUCAGAUUCUUCGAGAUAUCAUGAGAGAAAAGAGUGUUGUUGAACGAUUAGUACAAUUGUUUAAAAGGUUGCAGGCGGAAAUCUUAGCGGAGACUGCCUCCCCAAAGAACAUAUCGCCAGAUUUUCGGGAUAUAUUCGCCGCAGUGUAUCAUUACUACAAGCAUAGGUGUGUGCCUGAGGAUGGUAUUCUGACAGUGAAGCAAUAUUACGACUUGAUAAGAAAGGUUUUAGCUCAGUUGAAGAAGAAAGCGAGGUACAGAAACGAAGUGGAGAAUCAGAGAGGGCCGGUGACGUGCAGAUAUGAGAUCUACCUGACUCUAUUCGGACGCCGGUUCCGCAUCGUGGUAAAAGUUCGGCGUGGCGCUCUCGUGCUCAGUUCCGCCUUCGUCGUGAAUAUAAGCUAUGUCGGCGACAAGGAGGACGACGAGCAUUUGAAAAUAGAGAAAAAGUGAACACAAUCUUGAUACGUCUUUCUAUUCCAAUCCGAUAUACAGUUUAAAAAUCAUAUUUUUAUAUUACACAUAAUGAAUUUGUAAUGUGACAGUUUUUUUUUAAUAUUACAAUGAGAGACAUAUCCAGAUUGCUUACUUUUGAAGCAAGGUGUAAAAUCGGGUUAAAGUUUAUGUGUGCAUUUCCUUUGAAUACACAAAUAAACAUAGAAACUUAAUAGGGCGUGAUUUCGCAGAUUUUGGGUAUCGAAUAUUUGUAUGCUAUGAUUUAGCAUGCUACGUAUUUGUUAUAGCAAUAUAUUAAAGUCAUAGACUAGACAUCACCAUGAAGGUCCUCGAGUCCCUUGGUGAGAGCAUCUAGUUUAACUACAACAAGUAUAUGUAUUUUUAUUUAGUGGACAAAAUAUUUUUGAAAGCAAUUUUACUUUUUAUGCCAUAUUUGCUGCCUGAUAAAUAUGGGAAAUUAUUUUAUACUUUUUUAUUGCAUUAUUAUGAAUAAUAAAGUGGUUUCUAAAUAUA